Messenger RNA from Kogia breviceps (pygmy sperm whale), 1472 nucleotides. It is a transcript of the gene KCNIP1, whose product is annotated as potassium voltage-gated channel interacting protein 1. Gene Ontology annotation, molecular function: calcium ion binding; potassium channel regulator activity; transmembrane transporter binding. The record is from RefSeq and is a predicted model, not a curated record. Gene Ontology annotation, cellular component: voltage-gated potassium channel complex. Gene Ontology annotation, biological process: regulation of potassium ion transmembrane transport. Lineage: Eukaryota; Metazoa; Chordata; Mammalia; Artiodactyla; Physeteridae.
AAGUCUUCGCUGCCAUGGGGGCCGUCAUGGGCACCUUCUCGUCUCUGCAAACCAAACAAAGACGACCGUCGAAAGAUAAGAUUGAAGACGAGUUGGAGAUGACCAUGGUUUGCCAUCGGCCUGAGGGACUGGAGCAGCUUGAGGCCCAGACCAACUUCACCAAGAGGGAGCUGCAAGUCCUUUAUCGAGGCUUCAAAAAUGAGUGCCCCAGUGGUGUGGUCAACGAAGAAACAUUCAAGCAGAUCUACGCUCAGUUUUUCCCGCAUGGAGAUGCCAGCAUGUAUGCCCAUUACCUCUUCCACGCCUUCGACACCACGCAAACAGGCUCCGUGAAAUUCGAGGACUUUGUAACCGCUCUGUCAAUUUUACUGAGAGGAACCGUCCAUGAGAAACUAAGGUGGACAUUUAAUUUGUAUGACAUCAAUAAAGAUGGAUACAUAAACAAAGAGGAGAUGAUGGACAUUGUCAAAGCCAUCUAUGACAUGAUGGGGAAAUACACGUAUCCUGUGCUUAAAGAAGACACUCCAAGGCAGCACGUGGAUGUCUUCUUCCAGAAAAUGGACAAAAAUAAAGAUGGCAUCGUGACUUUAGACGAAUUUCUUGAAUCCUGUCAGGAGGAUGACAACAUCAUGAGGUCCCUCCAGCUGUUCCAAAAUGUCAUGUGACUGUGAACGCAGCCAUUCGGCUCUCAGAGAUGUUACUGAACAACCAACUUAACACCUUGAUCGGCCCUCCUGAUUUUACACGCGGACUCUUGGGACAGAAACACAUUUUGCACUUUGGAAGAAUUCUCUGCAAAGACAUUUUGUGGAACCCAGGAUCACGUGGCUCAGUCUCUGAUUGCCAGCUCUUCCUCCUCCCUCUUCUUGAGAGAGAGAAGAUGAAAUUGGGUUUGUUUCGGAAGCAUGCUCAUCUCUUCGUACUGCUGCCCUAUGGAAGGUCCCUCUGCUUGAGCUUAAACAGUAGUGCACACUUUUCUGCUUGCGUGCCCCAGCCUACUGCCUCCAAGUCCAGCAGACCUUGAUGUAUCUGGAAGCAAGAUGACCUGAGCCAAAUGCACAUCAACUUCAGAUGGUCUCCCAAACCAAUGUGCCUGUUUCUCUUUCUUUGGUGGGAAGAAUGAGUAUUAUACAGAACAAUUAGAAUCUACUAUGACUAGAUUGGGAGAGCCAGCGCCUAACAUAUGUAGGAUAGGACUGAAUUAUUAAGCAUGGCAUUGUCUGAUGACCCAAACUGCACAUGUCCUUUGUUUCCAGAGGCAAGGACAAUAAUGCUCUCUCAUAUUAGCAUCUGUGCUGGUGGUGCAAGUCCCUUACCAUGCACAGGAAGGGAGCCAAUGCCCAGUGGCCCAUGCCUCCACUCCAUCUCCUGCUAGAGCCCAGCACUGCAUGACCCUCCCAGAAAGCCCAGGAUGCCUGCAAAUUGCUGUAAUUUUAUACCAUCUUCUAAUCAAUAAACAGAACUAUUUCUUA